CUCCCACCUUUUCAACCUCGAGUGUUGCGCCGUUCACAGAUCCGGCUCUUCUUUGAAAGAAUGCCACCCCAUUCCAGUCCCCACCCUCAGCACAAUUGCGGUACAUAAAGUCCUCCUCUCCGACUACCUCCCGCCUUGUUAUACGAUCCUCGUCGCCUAGAAUUUAAUUUGCACAUCUUUGGUGUCGCACUGAUGAAAACAUGAGUUCCGUAACGUUUACAAGGGCUUCUAUCGCUCCAGUAGUGGGCGCGAAUGGCACGAUGUCCUCUAAUACAAGUAAUGAUCGCCGGGUGCCUGCAAAGGAAAUCAGUACGAACAUGUUUAAUGGUAGCUCGGGUACGGGAAAGUCGCCAUAUCGCCAUAUAGAUGAUUUGGUGUCGGUUGGCGUCGACCUCGACCCUCAUACUCCUCUACGAAAAAUCCUCGAGCUUGGAGAUGCCCAUAUGCGACAGGCAACAACCUAUAGCGAUUUCCGCCGUCCUGAUUUGGCACUGCAAGAGUACAUCAAAGCAUUUACAAUCGCUGUCGAUAAAGUACCCAGGCAUAAAGAUUAUCCCUCUAUGAGUUCCGACCGCGGAGACUUGAACCGCUUAUACAAGGCCCUCAAGAUGAAAAUAACUACUAAUGGAGCUAUUUUCGACAAGAUUAAGGAGGAAAUCAAAGAGGAUAAUAGGCGGAGUGGUGUGCAGCCAACAAUCUCUUCUAAGCGUUCCUUCGAACUCGCCCGCUUGAACUGGCCUAACCCAUCUUCGACGCCGCAGCAGGUUCAGGCAAACCAUUCCAUGGGCCCCCAAAGUAAUGGACUUAAAAAUGAACUAGAAGCUCUAAAUAGAGGAGAUAUUACGGACGAUACUGGCGGCAACGCGGCUGGGGGACGUAGGCCAAAGCCAAUGAUACAACCAAAGCCACAAGCAUUGCAUGGAAGAGCUAUUAAGCAGACCCAAAAGGACUCCCCCGAAGAUCUCGCAAAUAGAUUUGCGCGGUUGCGUGCUACUCAAAAGUCUCGAAACGCCACUAAAGCACUCGACCAGGCCCAAUCGGCCGUUACCGAAGAGUCCACUCCAAGCCAGACGUUACCUUUAGUUGAUACGUCUAUACUUACGAUGCCAAAGCUUCCAGAAGCCAUAUAUAGUCCCGCGAGAGGUACCGUAACUAGCGAGAUCGCUAACCUUCCUUCCAGCACCCCUCGUGGUAUGUUCAGUCGGACAAAUUCGAUCACCUCGGCCCCUAGUGUCUUAGCUCGCAUAUCGACGGAAAAUGCCAUCAGGGCGUUUAGCAGAGAACAGUUUGUGGCGGCCCAUUCUUACCGGGUCCCCCAACCGUCAGCUACGCUAACGGAAUUUCAAAUUCCAGACGGCGAUGAUAUCACAGCCGAAACACUUGCAGGUCUCUUAAACCAGUACCCGCAGAUUGACGUUUUAGUAAUUGAUGUUCGGGAUCGUGAGUCUUUUGAUGAGGGACAUAUCAAAUCAGUCAAGACGAUUUGUAUCGAGCCUGAGAUUCUAAUGCGAGAAAAUAUAUCCGCAGAUGAGAUUGCUGAUAGCAUGGUUCUUGCCCCUCCAAGUGAGAGGCUCGCGGUUGAGCAACGCGACAAGGUUGACUUGGUGGUUAUCUAUGAUCAGAAUAGCGCUUCAAUAUCGUCUAGGAUAACUGGAGAUUCUUUAGAAAUGGUCCUGUACAAUAUCCGACAAGCCUUGUCGUACUAUAGUUAUAGCCGACCGCUCAAACGCGCCCCAAAGCUGCUGAGAGGUGGUCUGAACUCAUGGGUGCAGGAAUUUGGAGAGCAAUCUCUCGAGACUUCCGAGACUACGUCAAACUACGUCUCUCCGAGCUCGGCUUCGAGGCACGGGUACGGCGACAGAAGACGAACCCGGACCAAGACCAAGACCCUUAAUCAAGAUGAGAUUAGUCAAUUCGAGGAUAUGAUAAAAAAUGACCAGAUGGGACUUGACAAUUUCGACAAUUUCGACUAUGUCAAAACAAGGGAAGACUUUAUCCGUCGCUAUCCUAGUAUAAUAGGCGACCCCGAAUCCAUGACUUCUGUUAAGGGGGACUUGGAUUCGCAGGAAGACUUCCUAGUCAGCAUAGCUCCCACACCUCCUAAGCUGCCGGCACCUGCUAUCCCAAGAACUAGGUAUAGUGGCUUAGAAUCUAUGGAUGACGACUCGAGUGUUGGUGGUAUUGCCAUGACAGCAACAAGACAACGAGCCCUAGCAGACUGGCCGGCGGAUAAUCAACUCCUAACUGGACUCCGGAACCUUGGAAAUACAUGCUACUGCAAUUCAACCAUACAAGUAUUACUUGCUUCACAUGGGUUCAUCGGCGGUAUACUCGAAGAACGAUGGCCUCAGGACUGGCGUCAAGCAGGCGAUAAAGAACCUACUUCACCACAGCUACUAUCCAAGAUUUUAAAAACGACAUUGAUGUGGCUAUACCAGAAGCGGCUCAAGGACGCGGUACCAACUGCACUCCUGAAAUAUAUGCGUUCUGUCCACACAGGAUACUAUGUUAAUCCUGGUAACAGGCUUGUCAGACUAGGCGAUGAUAACCAACACGACACCGACGAGCUGUUUUCUUUCAUGUUUGAUGAAAUCGCAGCUGAAACCAACGUGAGCCAGCGUUUCUUCCAAGCCAUGAACAACGUCGCCAUACCGCCCAACACGCGCGACGAUGUUGCAGCCUUAGUGGAUCAAUAUCGACAACAGUGGCGGAUUAGCUUACCUCAUAACUUCAUUGAUACCCAUUGGUCGGUGUUUACGCUGGUUGAACGAAAGUGCGAUGCUUGUGGAAACCGCACCUUUCAGCGAGAUUCAAACCGUUGCUUAAUAGUGACGCCCCCAGAUACGACGAAAAGUCGAUCGCCCAAUCAAGUGCUCAAACUUGAAGACCUUCUUCACCGCGAGUAUGGAUCUGAAAAACUCGAAAUGACCUGUGGAAAUAAAGCUUGCGGGCACAAACAUGCUCAAUCUACAUCCCGAUUAGCGAAGCUACCUCGCCUGCUGCGCGUACAUAUAAGAAGGGCGACGGGCGGCAACGAAAAAGUUCUCACUCAGGUCUCCUUCCCCCUUGAGCUUGACCUUCAGCCUUGGAGCUGCGAUGAAUCGGUGCGAGCAGAGGCUGGUAAAAUCCUAGGCAUCAAUUUCCACGACGGCCUCGUAUGUCCUACCCAGUACGAGCUCUACGCCAUCCAAUGUCAUAUCGGCACAAACACUAACUCGGGCCACUACUGGUGCUGGCUCAAGGACCAGCAGAAGGACACAUGGAUUCACUGUAACGACACGACUAUAACGUUGUACUCCGGGAGGGCCUGGAGAGCAGAGCUCGAGAAGAUGUACAAGUGCUCGAAGCGGGAGACGCCCGUCCAGCUGUACUACAAGCGCAGAGAUAUUCUUUACACCUGGGAGGAAGAGAAGUGA
This is a messenger RNA of Daldinia vernicosa, 3416 nucleotides long. RefSeq names its product cysteine proteinase. Gene Ontology annotation, molecular function: cysteine-type endopeptidase activity; cysteine-type deubiquitinase activity. The transcript has 2 exons. Gene Ontology annotation, biological process: protein deubiquitination. Lineage: Eukaryota; Fungi; Ascomycota; Sordariomycetes; Xylariales; Hypoxylaceae. The coding region runs from base 201 to 3416 and encodes 1071 amino acids. The record is from RefSeq and is a predicted model, not a curated record. Gene Ontology annotation, cellular component: nucleus; cytosol.